Physcomitrium patens is the source of this 2081-nucleotide messenger RNA. RefSeq names its product protein NCA1. Gene Ontology annotation, molecular function: protein binding; ubiquitin protein ligase activity. Gene Ontology annotation, biological process: protein ubiquitination. Lineage: Eukaryota; Viridiplantae; Streptophyta; Bryopsida; Funariales; Funariaceae. The record is from RefSeq and is a predicted model, not a curated record.
UAUUAUUAUUUUACAAAAUUCCUUGAAAUUUUUCUCUUCGAUGCUUGUGAUGAUUUCCUUAUAUCUUGCGGUGAGGUGAAGACUUGGAAGUCAUUCGCGAUUCACGCCAAAUGCACUUUGCGCCGCAUCUGUAGUGUGUUCGUAGUUUUCGUUCCCUUGACAGUGAAUCCAGGUCGUUUUGCGGUCCGCGAGUCGUUUGAUGCCGGAAUUUGAAACAGUUGGAUUGGUGCGGGUACUGCCUAGCCCUGGUUGUGCGUAGGAGCAUUUGGUGCGCUUGUUUGCUCGCUUGAAAGUCUGUUUUAGCGUCCAACUUGUGAAGACUUCAUAGAGCGGCUUCUCUCGAGACAGUAGACAUGGCCUGUCCUUUCGCGAUAUUAAGCAUCAAUGGCGAAGGAUCAAAAUGUCCUGUAGGCAAGGUGGGGGAGAAACCUAAGGAAGAAGUGACUGCUAAGUCUGUAGACGAGACUGCUGGUGAGCAAUGCGAACGUAAGAACGGAGGUGAGAAAACUGGUGGAGGCAAAUGUCCUUUCGGGUUCGACAAGAAAGCUUCAACGAUGGAAGUUUGUGAGGCGAAAGGUGAUGCCCAUGCUGAAGCAAAGAAGAGCGAUAAUAUAUCAGGGCAGUGUCCCUUUGGCUAUGGAAAAUCAGAAGGAAGCAAGGAAAGCCAUGAAAAUGGAGUUGAUGAACAGGGAAAGGAAAGGAAAGAUGAGAAUACUGAGGCGUCAGCUGGGGGUAAAUGCCCCCUUGGUUAUGAUUCUGUCUCUUUUAAAAUUGGACCCUUCAGCUGCGUAUUAUGCCGAGCUCUUCUGCAUGAUAGUAGCCGGUGUGUUCCAUGCCGUCAUAUCUUCUGCAGAGGAUGUAUAUCACGCUUUCAGGACUGUCCCUUGUGCGGGCUUGACAUAGAAAAUAUUGAGUCUGAUCCUGAAAUGCAAGGGUUAGUUGAUCGUUUUAUUGAGGGACAUGCACGAAUAAAAAGGCCCACUGUCCAGUCUGGUGCAGAAGAGGCAUCUGCUGGAAGGGACAUCAAGUAUGAGGAUAUUUCAGUAGAACGGGGAAGUUUCCUAGUACAACAAGCCAUGAGGGCAUUCCAGGGGAAUAAUUUGGAGAGUGCGAAGGCAAGGCUGGGUUUAUGUAUAGAGGAUAGUCGUGAGGAGAUGUCACGGUCUGGUGCUACGUCUACAAAUUGCUCUCAAUUGGGUGCAUUACUUGGAAUGCUGGGUGACUGCUGCGGGGCCAUGAAAGAUGUCGAUGGAGCUAUUGCAAGUUAUGAGGAAAGUGUUGAGCUUCUGACGAAGCUGCCUGACAGGGACAUUGAGGUGGUGCAUGCACUAUCGGUCUCACUGAAUAAACUGGGCGACCUGAAGUAUUACGCGCAAGAAUUGAAAGCUGCUCGAGCUUUCUAUGCACGGGCCCUCAAUGUUCGACUCGAAGCCACCUCAGAUUUCACUACUCUGUCUUCACAGGUUCUGGAUGUGGCCGUUUCGUUAGCUAAAGUUGCAGAUGUGGAUGUUGCAUUGGGCAAUGAAAGUGCUGCAUCAGAGGGCUUUCAAGACGCUCUUAAAAAGCUCCAAAAUCUAUUGCCUCCUAAAACCGCUGACGCUGCUUCGCUUGAGAAAAAGCGAUUGUCAGUGAUGACCUUUCUUCAGAAUCAGCUCACCGACUCUGCAUCAUAGUUGACAUUAACGUAGACAUGUAAGCUGCAUUGAAGGUGGCAAAUCUCUACAUUUUCCUUUUGUAAGACAGCGGAUGGUACAGGUUGCGGAAGUUACCGACUGUCGUGGCGUUGUAGAAGCAUGUUCAUGUUAUUGAGACGCACACUGUAUUAAAUGUAAAUUUCGACGUUGGAUUUUUUGAAGUUUUUUCAACCUACAUUAAUUGCAAUGGCGACUAUAUCAACUGCCAUUGGGAUGGUGCACCUGAAUCAAAUCCUUUUGUUGUAAAUAAUGCAACAAAUAUAUGCCUGUAGAAAUUUGAGAAAGACAUACUUUUUUUCAAAUUAACUUAGGAAUGCACGUCGAAAACAAUGUCCCUCAAAGCAAUUCACAUUCAAGUAAGAGUUUCUCAAGGAUUUGAAAUUUGAA